Molecule: messenger RNA, 1089 nt
Organism: Dibothriocephalus latus
Lineage: Eukaryota; Metazoa; Platyhelminthes; Cestoda; Diphyllobothriidea; Diphyllobothriidae
Source: the annotation of a GenBank genome assembly
ACCGCCCAGGACACAGUCAACUACAAUUGCAAGUCAGUCGACUAUUCGGGCGUAAUGCGUACGCUGUCGCCAGACUACUCAAAUUUCCUGUUUCUUGAUGAUGGUUUCCGCUACGACCAUGAACACAAAACGUUUGAAGAGUUUGCCGCCAAAAUUGAACAGCGAAUAGCCCUACCGAUUCUGGAGGGCGGCUGGGCCAUUCCAACGGCAUUGGUUGUCAUUGGCGGUGACCAUGCGACCAUUGGGGCAAUCGCGGAGCGCAUCAAACUGGGCAUUCCGGUGAUUAUCCUCAAAGGCAGUGGCGGAAUUUGUGACGAUAUGGAGACAUUCGUGUCCUUUUGUAGACAGAACCGAGUAGCCAGUGGCUCUGGUGAUGAAGAUGGCGAUCUACUGCAACUUCUUCAGUACUCGCUGGGCGAGUACGACGAGCAGCUGUUGGCCCAAGCGGCGACCAAUUGCCGUGAGAUUGAGAGAAACGAGAGCCUGUUAACCUUCUGUGAUCUAGACGCUAAUGACGGUCUGGAUGUAGUGUUGGAAGCUCUACUACAUGUCUCCAAGGAUGCGAUGACCUCCCUGAGACUAACCCUGGAUUGGAACCGACCAGACCUCGCAAAAAUGGUCUUCAUGUCCGCUGCCUCACCGCCUUCACAAAAUGAUCUGGCAUUCCUCUUCACUGAGGCAGCUCUGCGGGAGGAUCAUGAAAUGUUGAAGAUGAUUCUAGAACAGAAGUUCGAUCUACAACAAUACCUCAAAGUUGAAGUUCUCCAGUAUUUGUAUCAGGUUGCUGUAAAUCGAAACAUCUUUGAACGCUCCUUAGUAGCCUUCAGAAUUAACACUAAUCCGAACGCCCGGCAACACUGUGUAAAGUACUAUGGUUCCACGGACGAAACGCUUCCACAAGAGUGCCCACCCGACGAGUCUCAACCGAUUGCCCACCUCGGAGAACCCCCCGAAAAGAAGAAUGGCACUAACAGAGGGUCCAACAUACGGCUUUAUCACGUCAAUCUGUUGAUGAAAAACCUAAUUGGACACUUUGACUGCGUCUACUAUGAGCUGACCUCGACGGUAUGUGUUUUAUCUUGUAGAUGA